AGGAGUUCAGCCCGUCCAAGUCUCUUAUAGUGCAGAGCUUUUACCUCAAAGAGUCCCAGGACCCGCUCAUCACCCGGGGGCCACCCAUGGGUCCAAACUCAUGUCUCACCAAGGAAACUCUGCCUAAGCUGGACUUGGACAAUGAAUGAAGAAGGUGUGACACAGUUGGUCAGCAGACUGCGCUUCACCUGGUAUGAUCUCAACCCCCGCACAGGACAACAAGACAACAAACCUAGCUGAUGACCCUGUCGUGUCCUGACUCCCUGUGGAGGUUAAAUCUCUGACGGAGUGACUCUGUGAAACAGUCAGAGGAGAGUCUUUUCCUCUCCCCCCAACUCUCGACAACAGAGUCUCAGCCACAACUGAGCCAGCAAAACAGGAAGUGCUGCUUUUCACGGGGGUAUCACUUCCUGCAGGACAAGAUGCAGCUUUUCUGUUGAUUCAGUAACGUAUGAUGUGCUGCUAGAGUAAGUUUCCUGGGGUGCUUCCUACUUUUGUUUUCUUUCUUUUUGUUCAGUUUAAUUGAAUUUGUGUCUUGAACCACAGUUGCCAUGGCUUCAGAGCAAGCGCAGCUUCAGAGAAAUUUACAAAAUCGCCGCUCUACUAUCAACUAUCUAUCCAUGGGUGUAGAGGACAACAAAACAUUCCCAUUUUCUCAGGAGAAAACAGUCAAAGCUUGGAGCUCUCUGGAGAAUCUUGACAGUCCUGGCAUCAAAGCAGAGUGCCCUAAAGCUGAGGAGAGACCUAAACGGCAGCAGAGCAUCAAUGUUAAUGUUGGAGGGAAAGUGUUUCAUAUCCCUACACAGUGUGCCAUUAAAUAUCCUAACACCCGGAUAGGCUCCUUAGCUCUCUGCAGGGACAGAGCAAAACUCCUCACACUAUGCGAUGACUACUCAGUGCGCAAGAAUGAGUUCUUCUUUGACCAUGACCCUGCCUUCUUCCACCACAUCUACCAUUUCUACACAAGUGGAGUGUUGUGGAUCAUACGGGAAAUGUGCCCCAUCAACUUUGAGGAGGAAAUUGCAUACUGGGGUCUGAGCAUGAAGGACACUCAGCGCUGCUGCUGUAUAAUGUUCGAAGAGAAGGUGGAUGAGGUGAAGGACGACCUGAAGGUGGAGAAGGAGCUCAUGGCUGAGAUUGAGGUGAAUUACAACGAUGACUGUUUCAAGGACAUGAUAUUUGGGGAUUUGAGGAAGAGUCUGUGGAACGUUGUGGAGGAUCCAUACUCUUCACCUCUGGCAAAGGCUUUCACUGUGCUCUCCAACCUUUCUUUGCUCUUCUCCAUCAUGGCGAUGACCCUCAGCACUGUGGAGGAACUUCAAAUAUAUAGAAUUAAUGGCAAAACGCACAUGGAAUGGGUGGAGAUCAUCACCAUUGUGUUCUUUACCUUUGAAUAUUUAAUUCGCCUUGUCACCACUCCUAACAUCAUAAUGUUUUUCAAGAGUGGACUCAACUUUGUGGACAUGGUGGCGGUCAUGCCUUAUCUCCUUCAGAUCAUCUUCGCAGCCUUCACUGACACCGGGGACGUGAACGGAAAGGAAGACCUCAGGGUCAUAUCUCAGGCCAGCAACAUAAGUCAUGUCCUCAAAGUGGUCAAGCUAAUGAGGGUCUUUCGGAUUUUGAAGCUGGCUCGACACUCAACCGGCAUGAGAGCAUUUGGGUUCACUCUGCGGCAGUGUUACCAGCAGGCCUCUUGCAUUUUCCUUUUUAUUGCCAUGGGAAUCUUCACUUUCUCUGAACUCAUGCAUUCAGCCGAGAGGGAAACUGAGGGAUCUUCCAUCAGCAGUAUCCCAGAUGCCUGGUGGUGGGCUGCAGUCAGCAUCUCUACUGUGGGCUAUGGGGAUGUGGUUCCUGUAACUAUCCUGGGACGCAUUGUGGCCUUUUGCUGCAUCUCAUUUGGUAUCAUCCUGAAUGGCAUGCCAAUCUCCUUCCUUUUUAAUAAGUUCUCUGAUUACUAUGCCAAGCUGAAGGCCCAGGAGUACAACACUAGCUCAGUGAAGCGACGCGUUCAUCUUAAGAAGCGCCUCCUACGCAGAAUGGACAUGUGUUACCAUCCCUCAGAGGAAGACAACAGUACAGUCAGCCACUGUGAGUGCCCACACUGAGUGACUUUUAAAAUGCCAUGAUAAAUCACAGGGGUAUCUUCACAAGUGGCCUGGCGAUUCCGUUAUCUGUACCUGAACAGAUAACUGAAUGAGACAAUGCAGACAGGAAGAGAAGUAGGAAGAGGAAGUUGAAGUUUGCAUGCAUGUAAGGUCUGAAUGUGAAUGUGAAACAGACACUCAACCUGUGUAGAUACAUACAGAUUCACUAAGGAGCAGCAUUUAAUAAUCAUUAGCAAAGAAACAUUCAGCUAGCACAUCUUAUAAAGCUUGCAACGUUAUGGAUUGUAAAAGCAGCAGCAGCAUUUUAACGGGUUGCGACUGUUGCUGGUGGGCGUUGCACUGUGAACUGCUCUUAAUGCUCUCCUGCAACACUUUUGUUAAUUUGUGAAGACAGUUGAUAACCACAUUGCAAUAUCAGUUAUUGCAACACUACAGAUAACAGCAGACACAAGGUUUCCUUCAAAUCUAAAUGUAAACAGUUGGGAAUUGUCUGACAGUGAAAAUAAUUUCAGGUUACAAGAAGAUAACUUAAGACAAGGAACACCACUUUUCACUGUUUAGUUUUCCUUUUGGAUGGAAUUGUUUUUUCUUUUAUUAUUUUAUCGGGGUUUGUUGCCCUCACCUGUCUUUU
This is a messenger RNA of Seriola dumerili (greater amberjack), 2736 nucleotides long. Its product is annotated as potassium voltage-gated channel subfamily V member 2-like. The record is from RefSeq and is a predicted model, not a curated record. Gene Ontology annotation, cellular component: membrane; voltage-gated potassium channel complex. Gene Ontology annotation, biological process: protein homooligomerization; potassium ion transmembrane transport. NCBI's taxonomy places the organism in Eukaryota, Metazoa, Chordata, Actinopteri, Carangiformes, Carangidae. Gene Ontology annotation, molecular function: delayed rectifier potassium channel activity. The transcript has 4 exons. The coding region runs from base 552 to 2105 and encodes 517 amino acids.